GCGGCGGUAUGAAGCGGUGCCGUUCGGACGAGCUGCAGCAACCCGAAGAGGAGCACGGGGCCGCGGGGGAGCAGCACGGGGCUGCAGCCAUGGAAGCUAAAACCGGGGAGGCGGCGGUGGUCCCUGAGGCGGGUGGUGGUGGUCCUCCGCCGCGCUCCAAACCCCCGGACUUGAAGAAAAUCCAGCAGCUGUCUGAGGGCUCCAUGUUCGGCCACGGUUUGAAGCACCUCUUCCACAGCCGCCGGCGGUCGCGGGAACGCGAGCACCAGAACUCACAGGAUUCACUGCCACCUCAUUAUGGGCUGUCUGACCACGAAUCCCCCGACGAGAAGGAACGCUCCCCGGAGAUGCACCGCGUCUCCUACGCCGUUUCCCUGCACGACCUCCCAGCACGUCCCACCGCCUUCAACCGGGUGCUGCAGCAGAUCCGUUCCCGUCCCUCCAUCAAGCGUGGCACCAGCCUGCACAGCGGAAGCCGGAGGGCCAAGAGUGGCUCGUUGGACCCCCAGAAGGGCAGCCCACACCUCAUCCGAAAAGCUCCCCAGGACAGCAGCCUCACAGCCAUCCUGCAUCAGCAUCAGGGUCGGCCCAGGUCGUCCUCCACCACUGACACUGCCAUCCUGCUGGCUGAGAGCGGGGCCGUCUAUCUGCUCACUGAGGACAGUGAGAGCCUGGCUGAUAAGCUGGAUAAGGGGGACGUGGCCACGCUUGGGCUGCCCUCCACCACCGGCCACGGCGACACCGACGGCCCCAUCUGUCUGGACGUCCCCGAUGGCACUCCGGACCCCCACAGGACCAAGGCAGCCAUCGAGCACCUGCACCAAAAGAUCCUCAAGAUCACAGAGCAGAUCAAGAUCGAGCAGGAAGCUCGUGACGACAACGUGGCCGAGUACCUGAAGCUGGCCAACAACGCGGACAAGCAGCAGGCAUCGCGCAUCAAGCAGGUCUUUGAGAAGAAGAACCAGAAAUCGGCGCAGACCAUCGCGCAGCUGCACAAGAAACUCGAGCACUACCACAAAAAGCUGAAGGAGAUCGAGCAGAACGGCCCGUCCCGACAGCCCAAAGAUGUUUUCCGGGACAUGCACCAAGGUCUCAAGGACGUCGGGGCAAACGUCCGUUCCAGCAUCAGUGGAUUUGGUGGUGGUGUGGUGGAGGGUGUCAAAGGAGGGCUCUCGGGGCUGUCUCAAGCCACCCACACCGCCGUGGUGUCCAAGCCUCGGGAAUUUGCCAGCUUAAUCCGGAAUAAAUUCGGCAGCGCAGACAACAUCGCCCACCUGAAGGACACGUUGGAUGAUGGGCACCCCGAGGAGGCCUCACGGGCGCUCAGCGGUAGUGCCACCUUGGUUUCCAGCCCCAAGUAUGGCAGUGAUGAUGAGUGCUCCAGUGCCACCUCGGGGUCAGCUGGUGGCAGCAAUUCUGGAGCCGCCCCGGUGGGUUGGGGGAGCCCCAAAUCCAACACGCUGGAAGGCCAUCACAGCAAUUUUGACACCAUCCUGGAGGAGCUGCGGGAGAUCAAGGACAGCCAGUCGCACCUGGAGGACUCCAUGGAGGACCUCAAGGCACAGCUGCAGCGGGAUUACACCUACAUGACGCAGUGUUUGCAAGAGGAACGCUACAGGUAUGAGCGCCUGGAGGAGCAGCUGAACGACCUCACCGAGCUGCACCAGAAUGAAAUGACCAACCUGAAGCAGGAGCUGGCGAGCAUGGAGGAAAAGGUGGCCUACCAGUCCUAUGAGAGGGCACGGGACAUCCAGGAAGCAGUGGAAUCCUGCCUGACUCGGGUGACCAAGCUGGAGCUUCAGCAGCAGCAACAGCAAGUGGUGCAGCUGGAAGGAGUGGAGAACGCCAACGCCCGGGCAUUGCUGGGCAAAUUCAUCAAUGUCAUCCUGGCUCUGAUGGCCGUGCUGCUCGUCUUCGUCUCCACCAUCGCCAACUUCAUCACACCGCUUAUGAAGACCCGCAUGCGCAUCCUCAGCACCGCCCUGCUCGUCCUCUUCCUUUUCUUCCUCUGGAAACACUGGGACUCCAUCACCUACUUUCUGGAGCACGUCCUGCUCCCCAGCUGAUCCGCAGCACCGGGGUUUUUCCAUUUCUCAAUGGAGGAGAGGGCGGGAGGGGACGGCGCUCCGGAGCCUUUGGUCAUUUCUUUGUGUGCUCUUUGGUUGCUUUCCUGGCCAUCAGUCAGCUGCGGUCACUCAGAGCACGGUGAAGUCGGUCCUCUGGGAUGCUCAGGGUGGGGGAAUUUUGGAUGAAAUUGGUAAUGUAAGUGGUGUUGGGUUUUUCUACAGGGGAGUUUGGCUGGGUUUUUUAUUUUAUUUUAUUUUUUAAAUGUUGCUCUGUUCUGAAAGUCAGUAGGAAGGUCUUCUGCAGAGCCCACCUCAGGGCUGUUGGUAGAGAGGAUUGAGCUGGAGCAAACCCAGUUCUGGGAGAACUUUCUGUACAGAGAGGAGUUACCGGGGCUGGCUUUUCCCUUUCAAUCUGAAAGACAGCAAAAAGAUGGAACUGAAGCAAAGCACGUGGCAAAGGAUGAAGCAGGUCCAAGGCAAGCAGUCACUGCUCCCAGCGAGCUCACAGCAGGACACACAUCUCACCAGCUUCUCCAACCCCAUCACCAGGACCAAGGGCAGAGCAGGGCUGCGGUGCCAUCCCCACACAGACCCAAUGCCAGAAACAGCAUCAGCACCGGCACAAGCGAGACCCCCUCUAUUGGUUUCCCCUCAUUUAUUUAUUUCCCCUUCCUUUGGCUUCAGUUGAUCUGAUCUCUUCAGGGACACCCAGACUUUCCAGCAUCACGCCACUGAGUUUUCCAGCCUCUGCAAUGUGUUGUGUGCGUGUGUGUGUGCGGUUUUUAAGUUAAUUCAAGACUCUGUUUCCAUUUGUGAAUCAAAGCUGGUAGCGCCGGGGGAGGUGGGCAGCUGCCUCCCCAGCCCUACACAAGAGCACAGCAUGCAGUCUUGGAUGUUUCUUAAAUUAUUUCAUACCUAUAUAUUUAUGUAAUAUAUCUACACACACACACAUACAUAUAUAUAUAAAUAUAUAUUAAGAUCUAUCCACA
Messenger RNA from Meleagris gallopavo (turkey), 3055 nucleotides. It is a transcript of the gene TMCC2, whose product is annotated as transmembrane and coiled-coil domain family 2. The record is from RefSeq and is a predicted model, not a curated record. Gene Ontology annotation, cellular component: endomembrane system. NCBI's taxonomy places the organism in Eukaryota, Metazoa, Chordata, Aves, Galliformes, Phasianidae. Gene Ontology annotation, biological process: amyloid precursor protein metabolic process.